Molecule: messenger RNA, 3950 nt
Organism: Symsagittifera roscoffensis
Lineage: Eukaryota; Metazoa; Xenacoelomorpha; Acoela; Convolutidae
Product: structural maintenance of chromosomes protein 6-like
Exons: 2
Coding region: 3-3479 (1158 amino acids)
Biological process (GO): double-strand break repair via homologous recombination
Cellular component (GO): Smc5-Smc6 complex; site of double-strand break; nucleus
Molecular function (GO): ATP hydrolysis activity; damaged DNA binding; single-stranded DNA binding
Source: RefSeq, a predicted model, not a curated record
UGAUGUUCCUCAAUGGCCACAAGCGCAAGCGACCUGCAGAGGGGCCCCUGGAUCCAUGUCUGGCUACUUCCCAAGCUAAACUCGUCUCUCAGUCCUGCAAUUCACAGCCCACGCCUGUAUUUGAAUUGGAAAAGGAACUAGAACAGAAUGGGGAAAAUUUGUCUCCAGGAACUACAGCUAGGUUCCUGAAAAGUACCCAAAGUAGUCAAGAGGAGAUUUGUUCUACGCCUGGAGCAGUCAGCGGAGUACUUUGUGGAAAACUGCAAAAACUAGUUUUGAAGAAUUUCAUGAAUCAUCGACAUCUUGAAGUCCCAUUCGGAGAUAAAAUUAAUUUCGUCACUGGUAAAAACGGAAGUGGAAAAUCAGCCAUAGUUACUGCUCUACUAAUUGGACUUGGUGCCAAAGCAAGUUUCACCCAAAGAGCCGCAUCCACAAAGGGUUUGAUCAGAAAAGACGAAAGUGCGGCUACAGUCGCGAUUCAUCUCUCGAAUGAGGGCAAGAACCCCUUCCAAAGAGAAACCUACGGGCCCACCAUUGUAAUCGAACGCCGAAUUACUCAAAGUGCUUCCACGUAUAAAAUUAAAACGCAUAGAGAUAGGACUAUUGGGACUACGGCUACAUUAAUGCACAGAGUAUUAGACCAUUUUGAUAUUUGUAUCGAUAACCCGACUACUAUUUUGACUCAAGAUAUGAGUCGAGAAUUUUUGGCCACGGCAGAACCCACUAAGAUGUACUCUUUCUUUAAACAAGUGACGAGGCUCGAUUUGCUGGAAGACGAUUUGAAGGAAAUCAAGGCAAAUGUGGAAAAAGGACAAAAAGUUGUCGAAAGAACAAAAGAAAAGCUAGCACAUUUUCUAGAGCAAAUUAAGAAAGUUCAAGUUCGAAUCAAAGCAUGUGAUUCAAAAGAGCAGCUCCAAUUAAAACGGAGGAGACUGCAAGUUGAACUGUUGGUUGUAAUGAAAAAAGACUUGGACGCGAAGAAGUUUGAGUUACAGCGGAGAGUAACAGACAAAGAGCGCAACAUUGAAAUGAGACGGCAGAAGAUUGCCGACUCACAGAGAGAAGUCGACAAAAUCGAAACCGAACGGCAAAAAGUUCAAACUGAAAUAGAUGAUCUAAAUAAACAAACACAUCUGCUUAACGAAGAGAAAUCUAACAAAGAAAGCAUCUAUCGUGAGGCAAAUCGCACCUCAAGUGCAGUCAAAAUGAGCAUUCAGAGCAAAGAAAGCUCAAUCCGAAAUCUGAAAAAGGAGCUUGCGGCUAUGGAAAAGGUAAUUCUGCAGCACAGAGCUAGAAACGAGAACGAGUAUGCCCAAGAGAGCAGGAAGUUACAGGAAAAAUUAGCUGAGCUAGAAAAAGAAAUUGAAGAGAGUAAAAGUGAAGCGCAAAGUGCGGAUGGGAAACUGAAACAAGUUAAUGACAAUGAAGACCGGCUGAGGCAAGACCUGAGGAUGUAUAGACAUCAAAUAGCGAUGCAUGAGUCAGAUAUCAAGCAGAUGGAGACUAGAGUCCGCCAGUUGAAGGAGUCCAAAGACAACCACCUUAAACUGUACGGAUUACAUGUUCCGGAGUUACUGGAAGCGAUCAAAACUGAGGCGAGGUUCUCGAAGACACCGAAAGGUCCCUUAGGCAGGUACAUUAAAGCUUCGAAGGCCGAAUAUGAAAUACCAAUUGAGCAAUGCAUCGGAAGUGGUUUAAUGACGGGUUUCAUGUGCGACAAUCGAAGUGAUGCUGCUAUUUUACGCGGGAUCUUCGAGCGGGUAAUUGGGCGUGACAGGAAGCAAACUUUCCCUCAACUUAUUGUCCAGAGUUUUAUGAACACAAUUUAUGACACAUCGGGUCACAAAUCACAAACUAAUUCGCAGCCGACUUUGCAAGAGGUAAUCAAUUGUGAGGAUCCGGUGGUUAUGAACUGCUUAAUAGACCAAGUGUCACCGGAAAAUAUAAUAAUAUUCAACUCUUUGAAGGAGGCGAGACAGGUCCUGAUUAUGUCGGAUCCUCCUGCCAAAACUGAGAAGGGAAUCUGCCUAAAUGGAUCCGAAGUUAUUCCUGGAAGGGCCGUGUAUGCUAAUAAUGUAAAAGAGUGCAAUUUUUUCCAGCGUGACGACAUUUCACACAAGAUCGCAACAACACAAGAGCAAAUUGAAACCAUAAAGAGAGACAAAGCGGCGGCUGAAAUCGAAAUAAGAUCGCUGGAUGAGAAGUUCAAGUCCAAUAAGGAAGUUCAGAAAUCUUUGCUUGAGACUAAGUUUUCUCGUGAGCGUAAAUUUGAAUCAGCUUCAAGAUUAGCAAAAGAAGUGAAGCGAGAUUUGGAUCAACUCCUCUCAGACGAGACAACAGAAGUAUACGAGAGUGAAAUACGUGACGAUGCUUCUAAGUUAGAAAAGGAAGAAGCGUCGCUGGUUCAGAUUAAAAACACACUAGAAAAAUUGAAAUUGGAGGAAGAAUCCGCCAAAUCAGAGUUUCAUAGCUUGCAAGAAAAAUAUAAUUGUUUACGCAAUGAGUUGAGGUCCAAAACAAACAGGGUCCAAAAUUUAAAUGUGCAACUUUCUGAGCAUGUGGAAACUAAAAAGUUUUAUCAAACUAGUAUAGCGCCAAUUGAGAGAGAAAUUCAAGAUAACAAAGCUGCUUGUACAAAUCUGGACACUCAAAAUUCCAAUUUGCAGCAAAAAAUUGAUGAGCAGGUUUUAGAUCAAGAGGAAUACGGAAGAAUGAUGCGUUCCCGUAGAAGCAAGGCUGACAUUGAAAAAGCGUUAGUAGAUUCGAGAAAUUUGUUGGCCGCCAAGGAGAAGGAAAAUCCAGAAAACAGAGCGGAUCUCGAGGCGCAACUUGCAAUUCAAACUGAUAAGUACUCCUUGGCCGAGAGUGAAAUUUCAGAGAGAGAAGAGUUGCUGGCUGUACUUCAAGAUGCACUCAAGUUCAGACAGACAAAGUUUUUGAGUCUGCGUGAAAAUGCGACAGUUACGAUGGCCAACGGGUUUGCUCAUCGGCUGGGGUUACGUGGAAAUGGAUAUUCAGGGAAGCUAGUGUUUGAUCACGAGGCCAAGACCCUGGAUAUACUGAUCAAGACUAAGUCGGACAAAGUUCUGAAGAAUAAAAGUCAGCUGUCGGGUGGUGAAAGAUCCUUCACCACUGUGUGUUUCAUUACAGCAAUGUGGAGUGCUGUGUCAGGAACCUCGCCAUUCAAGAUACUGGACGAAUUCGAUGUGUUCAUGGACAUGGUGAAUCGGAAAGUGAGCAUGGACUACCUUUUGGAGUUCGCCACCACAGAGGCCUCAGAAGUUGGUGAAGAGCGCCUUGCCAGCAGUCCAACUGGCUCCCAGUUCAUCUUCUUCACACCCCUGGACCUGGGCAAUCUGAGAACGAGGCCAGAAGAUGUGAAGAUAUUCCGCAUGCCAGACCCAGAAAGAUACCAGAGACAGUCCAAUCUGACUCAGUUUUUCAACGAGUCAGAAGAACAAACAGAGCCAACUCAGUAGGAGUAAAACGAACUGGUAGAUUAAAACUGGUCGAGUAAGAACUAUAGAAAUGAAUUUGUUUGAAAAUCCCUAUAAAGUAGUUUUAAUUCACAGACAAGAAGUUUCAAGUAGUAUUAUCGAAUUGAUUGAAAAUGUUCUGAUCGAGCUAAAUUGAAACCAAUCCAUUGUGAGCAUCCAUUCGCUGACGUACCUGAUUUAAUACUGAGCUCUUUUCUGUGAAUAAAGUGUUCCUUGUUUUAUCUCAGGACCUCCAUGUCUUGUUUUUCCGGUGUUUUAUCGGUUGCUUAAAGAUUCCAAAUUGUUUUGCUUACUUACUUUUAUUUAUUGUUUUGAUUUUAGAUUUAUUUUCUCGGAGCAACCGUACAAUUUCUCCCCCUAAGUGACCUACCGGAGAAUGUCCCUCCAACCACGUAAAUUUUUGAAAGUUGAUAUUGUAGAAAAUAUGCGAUAUUGUACGGUUGAUUCAUCUUC